This is a messenger RNA of Crotalus tigris (Tiger rattlesnake), 9281 nucleotides long. Its product is annotated as low-density lipoprotein receptor-related protein 1. Gene Ontology annotation, molecular function: calcium ion binding; protein binding. Bases 35 to 7849 code for a protein of 2604 amino acids. The transcript has 54 exons. The record is from RefSeq and is a predicted model, not a curated record. Lineage: Eukaryota; Metazoa; Chordata; Lepidosauria; Squamata; Viperidae.
UCCUUCAGAUAAUGACACUAUCUAUUGGGUGGACAUGGGUAUGAGCACAAUCAGUCGAGCCAAACGGGACCAGACCUGGAGAGAGGAUGUCGUGACCAAUGGCAUUGGCCGAGUGGAAGGGAUUGCUGUGGACUGGAUUGCAGGAAACAUUUAUUGGACAGACCAGGGCUUUGAUGUCAUUGAAGUCGCCAGGCUCAACGGUUCAUUCCGCUAUGUAGUGAUUUCACAGGGAUUGGAUAAGCCACGUGCCAUUACAGUACACCCAGAGAAAGGAUACCUUUUUUGGACAGAGUGGGGCCAGUACCCUCGUAUUGAACGUUCUCGGCUGGAUGGAACAGAGCGUGUGGUCCUCAUCAACAGCAGCAUCAGCUGGCCCAAUGGGAUUUCUGUCGAUUAUGAAGAUGGGAAACUUUACUGGUGUGAUGCUCGGACAGAUAAGAUUGAACGCAUAGACCUAGAGACUGGCGAUAAGAGGGAGGUUGUCCUAUCCAGUAACAACAUGGAUAUGUUCUCGGUAUCUGUCUUUGAGGAUUAUGUCUACUGGAGUGACAGGACUCACGCAAAUGGUUCCAUUAAAAGGGGCAGCAAGGACAACGCAACAGAAAUUGUGUCUCUACGCACAGGAAUAGGAGUACAGCUGAAGGACAUCAAGGUGUUCAACAGAGACAGGCAAAAGGGUACCAAUGUGUGCGCGCAGAAUAAUGGUGACUGUCAGCAAUUGUGUCUGUAUCGAGGAGCAGGUCAGCGGACAUGUGCCUGUGCCCAUGGAAUGCUCGCUGAGGACGGCGUAAGCUGCCGUGACUACGAUGGGUACCUGCUCUAUUCAGAACGGACCAUUCUCAAAAGUAUCCACUUAUCCGAUGAGAACAAUCUCAACGCACCCAUUAAGCCAUUUGAAGACAGUGAGCACAUGAAAAACGUCAUCGCCUUGGCCUUUGAUUACCGCCACGGCAGCAAGGGCAGCAACCGCAUAUUCUACAGUGACAUUCAUUUUGGCAAUAUCCAGCAAAUCAAUGAUGAUGGAACUGGGCGAAGAACUCUAGUUGAAAAUGUUGGUUCUGUUGAGGGAUUGGCUUAUCACCGAGGCUGGGACACCUUAUACUGGACAAGCUACACUACUUCCACCAUUACACGACAUACUGUGAACCAGACGCGUAUCGGAGCUUUUGAAAGAGAGACUGUGAUCACUAUGUCCGGAGAUGACCAUCCCCGAGCCUUUGUGCUAGAUGAGUGUCAGAACCUGAUGUUCUGGACCAACUGGAAUGAACAACACCCCAGCAUCAUGCGAGCUACGCUGUCAGGUGCCAACAUGAUCACCAUCAUUGACAAGGAUAUCCGCACACCCAACGGUCUGGCCAUUGACCACAAGACAGAGAAAAUCUACUUUUCUGAUGCCACCCUGGACAAGAUAGAGCGAUGUGAAUAUGAUGGCUCCAAACGAUAUGUGAUCUUGAAGGCGGAGCCAGUGCACCCCUUCGGCUUGGCUGUCUAUGGUGACAAUAUCUUCUGGACAGAUUGGGUGCGUCGUGCUGUGCAGCGUGCCAACAAAUAUGUAGGCUCUGGCAUGAAACACCUACGUAUUGAUAUCCCCCAGCAACCUAUGGGCAUCAUUGCUGUGGCCAAUGACACCAACAGCUGUGAGCUGUCUCUGUGCAGAGUAAACAAUGGUGGUUGCCAGGAUCUGUGCCUCCUCUCAGCCAGUGGAGAAGUCACAUGCUCUUGCCGGGGUGGCAGAACACUUCAGGAAGACCUUACCUGCAGAGCUUCCAACUCCACCUGUAAUAUACAUAAUGAGUUUGAAUGUGGAAAUGGUGACUGCAUUGACUUCCGUGAAACCUGUGAUCGUGUGGCUCACUGCAAAGACAGAUCAGAUGAAAAGCCAUCCUACUGCAACAGCCGCAAGUGUAAGAAGGGCUACUUGCACUGUGCCAACAAACGGUGUAUACCCAUCAAGGACUGGUGCAACGGUGUGGAUGAUUGUGGGGACAACUCGGAUGAAGUGCCUUGCAACAAGACAAGCUGUUCUCCGGCUGAGUUCCGCUGCCGGGAUGGGACUUGCAUUAGCAAUUCCAGCCGCUGCAACCAACAGAUUGACUGUGAAGAUGCUUCUGACGAAAUGAACUGCACUGCCACCGACUGCAGCAGCUUUUUCAGAUUGGGAGUGAAAAAUGUCAAUUUUCAGAAAUGUGAGCAUACAUCGAUGUGUUAUGCUCCAUCCUGGGUAUGUGAUGGCAGUAAUGACUGUGGCGACUAUUCAGAUGAGCAGGAUUGUCCAGGCUCGACAAAAACUAAGUGCCCAGCUAACUACUUUGCCUGUCCAAGUGGGAGAUGUAUUCCCAUGACCUGGACUUGUGAUAAAGAGAAUGACUGUGAGAAUGGAGAGGAUGAAACCCACUGCAAUAAGUUCUGCUUCCCAGUGAAGUUUGAAUGCAAUAAUCACCGGUGCAUCUCUAAACAGUGGGUGUGUGAUGGUGCAGAUGACUGUGGUGAUGGCUCUGAUGAAGACCACCGUUGCAGUCAUACUACUUGUGCUGCAGGAACCUUCCAGUGCCCAAACACCUACCUAUGUGUCCCACAACGCUGGCUAUGUGAUGGAGAUAGAGAUUGUCCUGAUGGGGCUGAUGAAAUUGUGUCUGCUGGAUGCUUAUAUAACAACACCUGUGAUGAACGGGAAUUUAUGUGCAACAACCAGCAGUGCAUCCCAAAACAUUUUGUGUGUGAUCACGAUGAUGACUGCGGUGAUGGUUCUGAUGAAUCCCCAGAUUGUGAGUACCCCACUUGUAGCUCCAACGAGUUCCGUUGUGCUAAUGGCCGAUGUCUGAGCAACAAACUGUGGGAGUGUGACGGCGAGUUUGACUGCCAUGAUCAAUCUGAUGAAGCCCCCAAGAAUCCAAGAUGCUCUAGCCCUGAGAGCAAGUGCAAUGAUACCUUUUAUCUCUGCCACAAUGAGCAGUGCAUCUCCAACAGUUUGCUUUGUGACAACAACGAUGACUGUGGGGAUGGCUCUGAUGAGCUGAACUGUUUCAUCAAUGAAUGUCUGAACAAGAAGCAGACUGGCUGCUCCCAGGAGUGUGAGGACCUCAAAAUUGGCUACAAGUGCAGAUGCCGCCCUGGGUUCCAGCUGAAGUAUGAUGGCAAGACUUGCAUUGACGUUGACGAGUGCACAACCACCUUCCCCUGCAGCCAGAUUUGCAUCAACACCCACGGAAGCUUUAAGUGUAUGUGUAUAGAUGGCUACGUUCUGAAGCCUGAUGAUCCAACCAGCUGCAAAGCUGUCACAGAUGAUGAACCUUUCUUGAUUUUUGCUAAUCGGUACUACCUAAGAAAGCUUAGUCUGGAUGGCUCCAACUACACAUUGAUUAAACAGGGGCUGAAUAAUGCUGUAGCUUUGGACUUUGACUACCGGGAACAAAUGAUCUACUGGACUGAUGUUACCACACAGGGCAGUAUGAUCCGCCGCAUGAACAUCAAUGGCAGCAAUGUACAGGUUCUACACCGCACUGGGCUAAGCAAUCCCGAUGGACUGGCUGUGGACUGGGUGGGUGGAAACUUGUACUGGUGUGACAAGGGAAGGGAUACUAUUGAAGUGUCAAAGCUCAACGGGGCUUACCGCACCGUGCUGGUGAACACAGGACUCCGGGAGCCUCGAGCAUUAGUGGUGGAUGUACAGAAUGGAUAUUUAUACUGGACUGACUGGGGUGACCAUUCCCUGAUUGGCAAGAUAGGUAUGGAUGGUACCAACCGGAGUGUCAUUGUGGAGACUAAGAUCACCUGGCCCAAUGGCCUCACCCUGGACUACAUUAACAGUCGCAUCUACUGGGCCGAUGCCCGAGAGGACUACAUUGAAUUUGCUAGCCUGGAUGGUUCUAACCGCCACAUUGUGCUGAACCAAGAUAUCCCCCACAUCUUUGCCUUAACCCUCUUUGAAGAUUACAUUUAUUGGACUGACUGGGAGACCAAAUCCAUCAACCGAGCCCACAAAACCACAGGGGCCAAUAAAUCUGUGCUAAUCAGCACUCUACAUCGGCCCAUGGAUAUCCACAUCUACCAUCCUUACAGGCAGCCAGAUGUUCCUAACCAUCCCUGCAAAACCAACAAUGGCGGCUGUAGCAACUUGUGCCUGCUGUCACCAGGAGGGAACUUCAGGUGUGCAUGUCCUACCAACUUCUAUCUGGGUGCUGAUGGCAGAACCUGCAUCUCCAACUGCACUGCUAGUCAGUUUGUCUGCAAGAAUGACAAAUGCAUCCCUUUCUGGUGGAAAUGUGACACCGAGGACGAUUGUGGGGAUCGUUCGGAUGAGCCGGAGGAUUGCCCUGAAUUCAAGUGUCGCCCAGGGCAGUUCCAGUGCUCUACAGGGAUCUGCACCAACCCAGCCUUCAUUUGCGACGGGGACAAUGACUGUCAGGACAACUCAGAUGAAGCCAACUGUGAAGUCCAUGUCUGCCUGCCCAGUCAGUUCAAAUGCACAAAUACCAAUCGUUGCAUCCCGGGCAUCUUCCGUUGCAACGGGCAAGACAACUGUGGUGAUGGAGAAGAUGAGAAGGAUUGUCCGGAAGUGACUUGUGCUCCAAACCAGUUCCAGUGUGCCAUUACCAAACGCUGCAUUCCGCGAGUUUGGGUUUGUGACCGUGACAACGACUGCGUGGACGGAUCCGAUGAGCCUGCCAACUGCACACAAAUGAGAUGUGGUCUGGAUGAAUUCCGGUGCAAGGAUUCUGGCCGAUGCAUCCCAGCGCGUUGGAAAUGUGAUGGCGAGGAUGACUGUGGGGAUGGUUCAGAUGAGCCCAAGGAAGAAUGUGAUCAGCGGACUUGUGAGCCCUACCAGUUCCGCUGCAGGAACAACCGCUGUGUUCCAGGCCGCUGGAAGUGUGACUAUGACAACGACUGUGGGGAUAACUCGGAUGAGGAGACCUGUAAGCCCAGGGCUUGCUCUGAAAGUGAGUUCUCUUGCGCCAAUGGCCGUUGCAUUGCAGGCCGUUGGAAGUGUGAUGGGGACCAUGAUUGUGCUGAUGGCUCUGAUGAGAAAGAAUGCAAGCCACGCUGUGAACAAGACCAAUUCCACUGCAAGAGUGGCCACUGCAUCCCACUGCGAUGGCGCUGUGAUGCUGAUGCCGAUUGCAUGGAUGGCAGUGAUGAGGAAGACUGUGGCACGAGAGUGCGGACUUGCCCUCUUGAUGAGUUCCAGUGUAACAACACUCUGUGCAAGCCACUGGCCUGGAAAUGUGAUGGUGAAGAUGACUGUGGUGAUAAUUCUGAUGAAAAUCCCGAAGAAUGCUUGAAAUUCCAGUGCCCUCCCAACAGGCCAUUCCGUUGCAAGAACGAUCGCGUGUGUCUGUGGAUUGGCCGCCAGUGUGAUGGCAUCGACAACUGUGGCGAUGGCACUGAUGAGCAGUUCUGUGAUUCACCAACCACCAGGCCUAGGAGCUGCAGCCACGAGAAGAAUGAGUUCCUGUGCACAAAUGGGAAAUGUAUCAGCGCUGAGCAUCGCUGCAACUUUUUCGACGACUGUGGAGAUGGGUCUGACGAGGACAAUUGCUUGCAGGAUCCCAAGACGUAUGGCUGUCACACCAAUGUAACCAUGUGUGGCGAUGAAGCCAAAUGUAUCCAAACCCCCUCAUCUGUUUACUGCACCUGCCGCAGUGGCUUUCAGAAAGUGCCAGGCAAGAAUUUCUGCCAAGACAUUAACGAAUGCCUGAACUUCAGGGUUUGCAGUCAUCUCUGCAACAACACCAAAGGCUCCUACAUGUGCACUUGUGCCAAGAACUUCCAGAAGACUCAUCAUAUGUGCAAGGCUGAAGGUUCUGAGUAUCAGAUACUUUACAUUGCCGAUGACAACAAGAUUCGCAGCAUGUAUCCCUUCAACCCAAACUCGGCCUAUGAACCUGCCUUCCAAGGCGAUGAGACUGUCCGGAUUGCUGCCAUGGAUGUCUACGUCAAGGGCAACAAGAUAUACUGGACUAACUGGCACACGGGGCGCAUAUCCUGUCGAGAUCUCCCGUCCUCAGCCGGUUCUAGUGCCCCCAAUCGAAACCGACGGCAGAUUGACGGCGGUGUCACCCAUCUCAAUAUUUCAGGGUUAAAGAUGCCACGGGGCAUUGCUGUGGAUUGGGUGGCUGGGAACAUCUAUUGGACAGACUCGGGGCGUGACGUCAUCGAAGUAGCACAGAUGAAGGGAGAGAAUCGCAAGACCCUGAUCUCCGGCAUGAUUGACGAGCCACAUGCAAUCGUAGUGGACCCACUUCGAGGCGUCAUGUAUUGGUCAGACUGGGGGAACCACCCUAAAAUUGAAACGGCUGCAAUGGAUGGGACCCUGAGAGAGACCCUUGUCCAGGACAAUAUCCAGUGGCCUACUGGUCUGGCUGUUGAUUAUCACAACGAGCGCCUGUAUUGGGCAGAUGCCAAGCUCUCGGUCAUUGGCAGCAUCAGGCUCAAUGGCACUGACCCAGUGGUGGCCAUUGACAGCAAGAAAGGACUCAGCCAUCCCUUCAGCAUUGACAUUUUUGAAGACUACAUUUAUGGUGUCACUUACAUCAACAAUCGCAUCUUCAAGAUCAACAAGUUUGGCCAUGGCACGGUGACCAAUCUUACAGCUGGACUAAACCAUGCCACCGAUGUGGUACUCUACCACCAGUAUAAACAGCCAGAUGUGACCAACCCAUGUGACAGGAAGAAGUGUGAAUGGCUCUGCCUCCUAAGCCCAAGUGGUCCUGUGUGCACCUGCCCCAAUGGCAGGAGGUUGGACAACGGCAUAUGUGUACUUGCUCCUUCACCUACUGUUCCGCCUGUUGUUCCAGCCACUGACACUUGUGAUCUCGUUUGCCUCAAUGGUGGCAGCUGCUUCCUCAAUGCACGGAAGCAGCCCAAGUGCCGGUGCCAGCCACGUUACACCGGGGACAGGUGCCAGCAAGACCAGUGCUCUGGCUAUUGCCAGAAUGGAGGCACUUGUGCUGCUUCUUUAUCUGGAAUGCCAACGUGCCGCUGCCCCAAUGGCUUCACUGGUUCUCAGUGCAACAAGCCGGUGUGCCUGGAUUACUGCCUUAACAACGGCAGUUGUACAGUCAACCAGGGCAAUCAGCCAAAUUGCCGCUGCCCAGACAAUUACAUUGGUGACAAGUGCCAGUUUCGCCUUUGUUCAAACUACUGUGAAAAUAAUGGCAUGUGCCAUUUGACAGCCUCUGGGACUCAGCAGUGCCGCUGCACAACAAAUUAUUACGGUGACCGCUGCCAGCAUGACAAGUGUGACCGCUGUCUCAAGGGCAAAUGCUCCAUCAACAAGCAGACCGGCAAUGUCACCUGCAUCUGCCCUGAUGGCAAGAUGGCCCCCAGCUGUUUGACUUGUAACAACUACUGCAUGAAUGGAGGGUCAUGCACCAUGAAUGCUGAAACUUCCAUGCCAGAGUGCCAGUGUAUCUUGGAAAUGACUGGGGAGCGUUGCGAGAAAUCUGUGAACAGUGGGCAACAAAGCAGCCGAACUGUGUCUAUUGUCAUUCCAAUUCUGCUGCUGCUGCUCCUGGUACUAGUGGCUGGUGCUGUGGUUUGGUACAAAAAAAGGAUUAAAGGGGCCAAAGGUUUUCAGCACCAGCGCAUGACCAACGGAGCCAUGAAUGUGGAGAUUGGCAAUCCUACCUACAAGAUGUAUGAGGGGGACCCCGACGCAGAUGACGUAGGGGAGCUGCUAGAUGCCGACUUCGCUCUGGACCCUGAUAAGCCCACAAACUUCACAAACCCAGUGUACGCCACACUUUACAUGGGUGCCCACAACAGCCGCAAUUCACUAGCCAGCACAGAUGAAAAGCGGGAGCUGCUGUCAAGAGGUGCAGAUGAUGAUCUUGGCAACCCCCUGGCAUAAGGAACGGGGGAAUGGGCCAUCAGCCCACGACAGAGACCAGGUGGAAAGAGACCAGAUGGGGAGGGAGCAAGAGAUACUGUAUAAAUGUACAAAUGAAGGAUUAUUACUUUUAUAUGUGAGCAGUAUUAUUACCUGUAUAUUCCCUUUCAUCUACCAGCCACUGAAUCUCUGUCACUGGACUCGGGGGUGAUUGAAGUAAAGGCAAUGUAGAGGGAAUAGAGGGAGAAUUGUAAGAAGACCCCACUUUAGAUUAAAGGGCUGGAUCUUUUUGCUUGCUGCACAAAUCAAUCCACUUCUGCUUCUUCUACAGACGGCUUUAGGUUGCUAGCCUUUUAAAGUUUUGCAAUAGUUUCCCACCCUUCUCAGGAUGCUGUUGAUGAAUCAAGGGAGAUGUUUGGGGAAGACUUUUCUCUUGCUAGAAGUCAGAGAUGGACCAUAUUGAAAAGUGCAUGUUAGAUCUGGUAGGGAAGGGGAACAGCUUUUUUCCUUCUCAUGCACACUGAAACUUGGUUUCACUGAAUGUGGAUCACAAUAUGAUGCCAAUAUUGACAAUAGCUCAAUAUAGAUUUGUUGGACAAGAGGAACCCAUGACAGACACACCAGUGAUCCUUUAAUUCUGGGGCACUGGGGGAACCACGAUUUUAAUUUGCUCGUUUCCAUUUGUUCUUAGGGUGCAAGUCAACUUGAACAUUUUUUUCCUCCCUCCCUCCCUCCACAAACUUGAUCCAUUUGAGAAGAAAAUGGGGAGUGGGUCAGUAGUUGCACAUCCAUCACAAACUGGGGUUGGAGAAAAUCCCACAGUAACCUGUGGAUGUGCUGUUUGUGAACCUCAUCCCUUGUGAAAAUUAAGGUAUUUUCCCCCAAGGAACCCUCAAAUUCUUGCUCCAUUUUGUGAUUCCUCUAAACAAAGAAGCCUUAUAUCAGGAUGUCUUAAGGAACAGAUUUCUCUGCAGUGCGCAGACAUGGCAAUAGCUUAUCCUGGCCUGCUUUUCCUCCCGCUUUGGGCAGCAGUUCCAUUUGAUCAGUGAGCAAAAGGAGCUGACUCUUAAUUUGAUCAUUUGUCAUUUAAAAAAAAAAUACCAAACCAACCCUUCAACGUUUUCUUUCUGUAUUCCAUCAGGUCCUCGCAGAUGACCCGAAAGUCCACAAAAGGUCCCUUGGCUAUCUAAGAGUUGAAUUAAAGAACCACUGGUGUAAAUGUUCUUCCCAUCAAGUGCAUUCUAAUUUUUUUCCCCCCAAUAGUUUCCCCUGUGUAUUUCCAACAAUGGCCUUUUCUCUUACAGCACCCAGCCAGUCUAAUCAUCUCUUUGCAACGCCUUAAUCAUUUUUUUUUCUACCAGUACGAUUUAAAUCUACUCUUAUCCCAUCAGCCACCACCCAAACUGGUUUUCUUGUAUCUUUUCACCUUUACACUAAUUUUAUUUUUUUUUCC